Alternaria ethzedia is the source of this 747-nucleotide messenger RNA. RefSeq lists its product as uncharacterized. The transcript has 2 exons. Lineage: Eukaryota; Fungi; Ascomycota; Dothideomycetes; Pleosporales; Pleosporaceae. The record is from RefSeq and is a predicted model, not a curated record. The coding region runs from base 1 to 747 and encodes 248 amino acids.
AUGUACUCCAAGGCUACCAUCAUCACCUUCUUGGCCGGCCUCGCCGCUGCCCAGAUCCACGCUCCCGUUGGCGAGCCCAGUGGCAACCCCAUCACCCGCCCUUUGAACGAGGUUGUCCCCACCUGCGAGCAGUUCACCAUCACCUGGCAGCCAACUACCCCCAACACGGUCUCUGUCCUCCUCCUCAAGGGCCCCUCCACCAACGUCGUCAAGUUCGGUCCUUCCAUCGCUGAGGGUAUCUCCAACAGCGGUUCCCUCAGCUGGACCCCUGCCUCCACUCUUGAGGCUACCAACGGCCCCAACGGAUACGGUAUCCAGAUCAUCGACGAUGUCACCGGCCAGUACCAGUACUCCACCCAGUUCGGUAUCUCCGCUGGAAAGUGCGAGGAGGCCGUCUCUUCUUCCAUGAUCGAGCCCAGCAGCGUCGCCGCUGCCGCCAGCUCCACUCCCGCUGCCAGCUACGGAAACGGAUACGGUGCUUCAUCUGCCGCCGCCAGCCACACCCCCAUCCCUCUGCCAUCUUCCGUCCACUCCAGCGAGGCUCCUUACCCCACCACCGUCAUGACCUCCGCCAUGGUCCCCGCCUACAGCACUGGUGUCCACGCCAACGGCACCGUCCCCAUGCCCACUGCUGGUGGCAACGCUACCACCUCCAGGCUCCCUGAGGCUACCACCAACGCUGCUUCCGGUGUUCAGGCUGCGCUCAGCUUCGCUGGUGCCGCUGCCGCUUUCGCUUUCAUGCUAUAA